Durusdinium trenchii is the source of this 1227-nucleotide messenger RNA. Lineage: Eukaryota; Dinophyceae; Suessiales; Symbiodiniaceae. The record is from the annotation of a GenBank genome assembly.
AUGCGAGCAUCUGAAGUGAAGUCACCCAGAUUUGCGCUUCGGAUGCAGGUCUGGAGGCCUCCGGACUAUGCCGCUCUGCCAGCCAUGCCGCCAGAGGUUUGGUACGCCAGCCGAGUGGCUGGGCAGAGGGUGGACUCGGCCUUGCUUCGCUUGAAGGCCCAGCGUGCGGUCCGCCUGGAGAUCUAUGGUGGGAGCAUGACCUUCGGCACCGACUGUUGUGGCAAAGCCUGUGACAUGCAGCUGAGCAAAUGUGCCUGGCCCUCGCUUUUCACCGCGCUGCUGCAAGAAGCCUUUCCUGGCUUAGUAGAAGUGGACUCCUAUGCACGAGGAGGCUGCAACUUGGAGUGUGCCUUGACGGAGAUGGUCGUGGCGCAACGCAGCGCUCGCUCUGCACCUGACGGGCUCAUCUUGGACUUCAGCCAGAACGGAUGGGGUGGUCGAGACCACAAGCUGGAGGAAUUUAUCCGGAUUUGUCACCUCUUCUUGCCGGACAGCUUCAUCGUGCUGCUGUACAAUCGAGAUAUGGCAGAUGAGUUUCAUACAGUCAAGGACGACCACGACUUGAAGAUCCUGCAAGCGGUGGCGAAACACUACCAUCUUCCGCUUCUCAACUAUGAGAAAGCCAUGGUGCAGUUUGGCGUUUUCAGCAACCAAACGAGCCUCAGCCUCAUGUGGCCUCGACCCUCUCCUGUGAGCUAUCCGGACUGGGCCAAUCGGCACCCUCAAUGGCCGGGGCAUGCCUUCUAUGCUGACAUGCUGGUGGACUGGUUGAACAACGCGCUCGCCACCUUGCCGGUCACACCGGGAGCGAUGGCGCCACCUGCGCCAGCACUCCGGGCACCGGAGAGCUCAGCGGACCAGGACUGGAUCAAGCCGUUGAAGAGCAUGAACCUCGAGGCCGUGGAACUGUGCAUCUUUCCGUUGACGACCCAUCUCGCCAGAAACCCCACGGGUGAUACGCCCUUGCAAAGUGCUGGUGGCAGCUGGAAGUUAUUCGAAGACCGGAAAGGCAAACCAGGAUGGAUCACCACGACCAAGAGCGAAGAAUUGCUCUUCAAUGUCACCUUCAGCCGGAAGCCGAAGUUGGCGGUGCAGUACUUGCGCUCCUACGCGCAGCUGGGCACGGCGGAGCUCGAGAUCCGAGCCUCGACGGGACUUCCCGGGUGGGCUGCGCGCCCACGGCGUGGCGUGGCGUACCCCAUGUGUCGUGGACGACGUGGCUUCUGA